Messenger RNA from Saccostrea echinata, 549 nucleotides. RefSeq names its product fibroleukin-like. Bases 1 to 549 code for a protein of 182 amino acids. The transcript has 4 exons. NCBI's taxonomy places the organism in Eukaryota, Metazoa, Mollusca, Bivalvia, Ostreida, Ostreidae. The record is from RefSeq and is a predicted model, not a curated record.
AUGGAGACAAUGGAUGGAGGAUGGACAGCAAUUCAGAAACGUAUGAAUGGGUCGUUGAGCUUUGAAAAGAACUGGGAUGAAUAUAAGAAUGAUUUUGGCUCACCGGAACAGGACGUCUGGAUCGGAAAUGACGUAAUCCAUCAUCUAACAAAAGAUGGGGACUCAUCACUUUAUAUAUCCAUCACACUAGUGAAUGAUAACAGGCUGUAUGAGUUGUACGAUAAAUUCUCCAUUUCUAGUGAAGCAGACAAGUAUCAGCUCUUUCUGGCGGGACCGGCUACGGGUACCUUAGGUGACAGUAUGUAUAACACCGGGAAUUCAAACAAUGAUCUGUCAGGGAUGUACUUCUCCACCCCAGACACAGACAACGACAGACUUGGGGGAGGUAACUGUGCUGCUAGUCAUAAAGGAGGCUGGUGGUUUAACAGCUGUCACACCACUUUCCUUAACGGUCGAUGGUCUCCCGGGUUUUGGCAGUAUCCUUGGUUUCCUACAGUUAUGUACGGAACAUCUGUAAAGGAGACGGUGAUGAUGAUCAGGCGUCACUAG